CAGCAGCGGACUUUAAAAAGUUUUUCUUUGCAAUUGUUUUUGAGUGCAAUGUCUAUUUAUUUACUUUGUCUUACCACAAAUGGAGGCUUACCCAUAUUCACACGCAAGAAAGGAGAUUGUGAUAAUCUUCCCUUCUCGACUGUUGCCUCGCUGAAUGGAAUACACAUGUACUUUAAGUCUCUAGGAAUACAAUUGCAAGCCACACACUCUGAUGACUCUGAGUGGACCUACAUUUGGCGAGACUUUCAUAAUGUCAUAACCAUAAUUGUGUGUGGUCGCGGGAGUGAAAUCGCGCUAAAUUCUCUGAGUGAGUUGGUCUUCGGUGCGAUUGCGCUAUUCGUCAGCCGAGAUGAGAUGGCGAAUCCAGCAUUCCUAGAACGUUUAAAGAAGGAUGCCAAGAACUAUGGACCCAUAGUUGAUGCUGCUUUGGAGGCAGCCAGCGCAGGAUCGCAACUGCUCGGCUAUACGGAUUGUGUACUGGCCUCGGAGAAUGCGCAGCUGCUACAGCGCUUAAACGAAUUUAGUGGACAGUGUGGAUCUUUAUUCUGUUGUCUUGUAGUGGGCGGUCGCAUUGCGGUGGCCACCGAGGGCUGGUGGGACCUGAACACUGUGGAUAGGGAGCUCUUGUUGCUGCUGCUGAAUUCGUCCAGCACGCUGCAGCUGGAUGUGCCUGUUUAUUUGCCCAUCAAGAGUCCAAAUAUAGCUUACCGGUUUGUCAGCGUUCCCGUGGCGGCAAACAGUGUGCUGUGUGUGUUGUGUGGCUCUGAGCCACCGUUCCGCGAGCUGCAUGCACAGGCACUCAGCGCCUAUCGCAACGAUGCCAAUAUGCUAGGAGCCGUGGAACGCUGUGUGCCGCGCAGUCUACCCGAGCAGCUGGACAUUGAUGCCCAUGUGCUGGCUCUCAUACUGAUCAAUACGCAGACGCGUAAGUGCGUUUUCACGCGUAAUUUGCGCAAUCAGUCGGUCAGUGCAAAGCGCAUUAUUGUAGGCGACUUACAGCGCCUAAAUAUGCUGAAAAAAUUCUUUGAUCAGACGUUGGAGGCCAUGCACCAGCUGGAAGAAGGAGGUGAUAGCGAUGCAGGCAAUCAUACUACACUAAUAGACCAGUAUUGGUGCUCGGACUAUCACAAAUGCUUUGCGCAGGCUGAUGAGCAUCACAAUGUAAUUUUUCUGCUUUUUGUUGCUGCUGUACCGACGCACACCAUGAGAUUUGUGGCACAGCGCGUGCAUGCGAAUUUACUACAGGAUAAGGCCGUUUGCUGGUGAGCCGCAACGAGAAACAAACAUAAGACUGAAUCUAUGUAAGAUUAAGCUAUACAAUUUCCGUCCAUUAUAUUAAAAGAAAAAUAUUAAAUCUACUUCUUUAACCAUAACUUAUAAUAUGGUUGGCAUCAUCGAAGCUACUGCAGGUUUGAUAUGAUCAACACUUUUACCCGAGU
Scaptodrosophila lebanonensis is the source of this 1439-nucleotide messenger RNA. It is a transcript of the gene fy, whose product is annotated as protein fuzzy homolog. Lineage: Eukaryota; Metazoa; Arthropoda; Insecta; Diptera; Drosophilidae. Gene Ontology annotation, biological process: vesicle-mediated transport; non-motile cilium assembly. The transcript is spliced from 3 exons. The coding region runs from base 49 to 1266 and encodes 405 amino acids. The record is from RefSeq and is a predicted model, not a curated record.